AUGUCAAUCGGCACAGCGUUGACCCGUAUUGUCAGACCCCACAAAACCGGUCUAUUAUUUAGCCACCAUUUGGUCCCUCGUGUGACCCGUGAGUGCAGCCGUGGUUUGGCGGCCGCCUCCUCCUCCGCGUCCACCCCAUCGGCAUCCGGCGCCCAACCCAUCGGCAAACGGCGCUUCCGACUGCCGGUGGAGCAGGACGCGGAGAAACUGGUGACCCACUGCUGCGGCGCCAACUACUUCCAGGAGGGCCCGGAAAUCAAGUUGAAAGCCGACGAGGAAUACCCGGAUUGGAUUUGGUCCCUAAGACUUAACUAUCCGCCGCCGAUGCACGAGUUGGACCCCAACACCAAAGAGUAUUGGGAGCGCCUGGCGAUUGUGGGCCGACAGCGCGAGUGGCGGGAGCGGCGGUUCGCGCGCCGCCGCUUUAAAGUGGUGUCCGACCGGAUCGAGAAGCUCGAAGAGUUGAGAUACAGGCGCCGCUUCCGCGCGUUGGCCCACAAGGAGUUCGACGCCGGCUAUGAUGUGGUGAAGCACUCGGAGCGCGAGGACUACUGGGAUCUGGCGGCCAAAGAGCGGUUCAGAGAGCCCGACGAGACCCAGAAGUUCUAUCCGGGCAUCGAUUCCGUGGAUAUUCCUCAUCAAGUGGCGACUACUCGACUGUGGAUUCGGAAGACCAAAAAGUGCGGUCACUUCGGCUGGUGA
Molecule: messenger RNA, 702 nt
Organism: Oppiella nova
Lineage: Eukaryota; Metazoa; Arthropoda; Arachnida; Sarcoptiformes; Oppiidae
Source: the annotation of a GenBank genome assembly